Molecule: messenger RNA, 417 nt
Organism: Strongylus vulgaris
Lineage: Eukaryota; Metazoa; Nematoda; Chromadorea; Rhabditida; Strongylidae
Source: the annotation of a GenBank genome assembly
UUCAAUGCUCUACAAAAAUUAGUCGUGCUUCAAAAAGCGGUAGAUCGCUCCAAUAACUUUUCAAAACUGCUGAACGAUCUGAGGAAUGAUGACAAAGGGUUUCCUUCAAAGAUUCAAAUUGCUGCCGGAUACUAUGUUUCAGUGCUCUCGGAAGUGGAUACGGACGCGUUGUCAGAUGCCCACCGCACAAUGUUUCAAGAUCAUCACAGAGGAAUGCACGGAGUCGCCUUAUAGUGCGCUUUUGCUAUGUGGGAAUUUUGGUGUUGCGUUCUUCUAUUUUGCAAGCCAGUUAGUUGUUAUGUUACAGUUCGUUUGGUCGCAAAUAGCUCUAAUGGGCUCCCUUUAUAAUGAGGAGUCGGAGAGCGCUGAUAGAGCAAGAGAAUUCUGCUGUAUCCGAACAUUCGCAUUUUCAUGAAA